Pecten maximus is the source of this 5075-nucleotide messenger RNA. RefSeq lists its product as uncharacterized. NCBI's taxonomy places the organism in Eukaryota, Metazoa, Mollusca, Bivalvia, Pectinida, Pectinidae. The transcript is spliced from 16 exons. The record is from RefSeq and is a predicted model, not a curated record. The coding region runs from base 140 to 2068 and encodes 642 amino acids.
AAUUCACCACUGUCUUCUCUCCUCGUUUAGGUUGUAAGGAUCGAGAAAACAUUUAACCUACCAACCGAAAACAAAUACCACACCACCAGCUAGCAGGUACAGCUUCAUCAACACACAUGAGGACUGCAUCAUCAGCAUAAUGCCAUAUUUAGAGAAAAGGGAGAUCAACCUAGAUUCUUUACUCCUCAAAGCUAAAGAUUGCAAGGAAGUUGACAAUGCAAACUGUCUGAGAGAAGACAGAAAUUUCCUCAAUGAGGUAAUAAGGAAUGCAGUUACUGCUACAGGGGUCAGAAGAGUGAAAGGAGGGGAAUUUAAUAAGUUACUGACCAAGAUACAAGAAAAUGUGACAAAUAUUGAUGUCAACAACAAACAUCUGAUAAGGAUUUUGAAAAGCAAAGUCAUCAAUGUCAUAAAACAUCUGAAGAAGAGAGAGGUGUCACCUGAUAGAGAAUAUAAGUUAAACAAAUAUAAGCACCAGACACUGGCAACAGAAGAUGAGACACAGAGUAUGGAGGAACUUUUAAAAUCUGGGAACCUGCUUUGCCUUUUGGAUUAUCAGAAAGUGCCAAUUGCGAAAGCCAUAGUUAUGGCAUAUCCAUGUACCGAUGAGUACAUAUGUGAUAUUGAGAAAGCAGACGAGUGGGUUUCAGUUAAGAUUUACACCAAGAGAAGGAAAUCUACACUUACCAUGUUGCCAUCAAAUAAUGCCAAACAGUGUUGGAAUGAAAUAGGGAAAAACAAUUUGUUGUCUUGGCCACUGAAAAUGGUUUGUGACGUCCGCAGAUAUGAUCAGUGUGUAAAAGAGGACCAGAAACAGAAACAGAUCCUUCGUAAACAAAAAACAAAAACUUCCUCCCUGUGUGGCCAACCAGUUCAAUCUCCUGCUAGCGCACCUCAACUUCCAACUGUUCAACUUCCAUCGAGCACAUCUCAACAGUCCACUGUCGGACCUCCAGGCGACACACCUCAACUUUUAACUGUUCAACCCCCAGCCAGCACAUCUCAACAGUCCACUGUCGGACCUCCAGCCAGCAUAUCUCAACAGUCUACUGUCGGACCUCCAGACGACACACCUCAACUUUCACCUGUUCAUUCUCCAGCCAGCACAUCUCAUCAGUCCAUUGUCGGACCUCCAGCCAGCACAUCUCAACAGUCUACUGUCGGACCUCCAGAUGACACACCUCAACUUUCACCUGUUCAUUUUCCAGCCAGCACAUCUCAACAGUCCACUGUCGGACCUCCAGACGACACACCUCAACUUUUAACUGUUCAACCCCCAGCCAGCACAUCUCAACAGUCUACUGUCGGACCUCCAGAUGACACACCUCAACUUUCACCUGUUCAUUCUCCAGCUAGCACACCACAACUUCCUACUGAACCUUCAUCAGAAGCUGCUCAAGAGUUGAUAGCAGGGGACAUGAUUUGCCUUUUGGAUUAUCAGGGAUUUGCAAUUGCAAAAGCCAUAGUUAUGGCAUAUCCAUGUACUGAUGAGUACAUAUGUGAUAAUGAGAAAGCAGACGAGUGGGUUUCAGUUAAGAUUCAAACUAAAAAAAGGAAUUCUACACUGCACGUUUUGCCAUUAUCAAAUAAUGCCAAACAGAGUUGGGAGAAUGUAGGGAAAAACAGUUUCUUGUCCUGGCCACUGAAAAUGGUUGGUGACAUCAGCAUAUAUGGUCAGCAUAAACAAGAGGAAACAAAAGAGAGACAGGUUCUUCAAAGAAUCCUUCCCUCCAUUCCGGAUAAAUUUACUGCUCAAUUUCCAGCUUAUACACAACUUCCUGCAGAACCUUCAUCUGAAAUUGUUCAGGAGUCUGAAGCAAAAUUAAAGCUCCAUGACUUUGUGGAAGUGAGAUUCCCAGUUUUAAGGGGGAGAAAGAAGUCAUCAGAGACGUUUUUGGGACAGGUUUUGGAUGCGGAAAAAAUCAUGGUCAAAUUCCUCAAGAAAGUUUCAAGAAAGAUUUAUGUGUGGCCAAAGAUUGAUGACAUUUGUGAGGUGGAGGCCAGCGAGAUAUUAAGAGUGAUGGAUGUUCCAAAAAUGGACAAUAGAGAACAGUUGAUUUUCUCAUAGAUGCUUUAUAGUGUAUGGUAUAAUAGUGAAUCAGGCUGGUGUGAAUGUUCAAAUACUAUAUUGCAUAAUAUACAAUUAUAGCCUUUUGACAAGGUUGUUAGGUAGUUUUAUUAACCUGAAAAAGUAUUAACUGAGGAUGAAGUCAGAGGUUAGUUUUUCAGGUUAAUAAAAUCAUACAUUUUUGUAUUUUGUAUAUUGACGGAAAUCAAAAGACCAAAAUUAUAGUUUAUUAUAAUUUUUUUAGUUGUAUUAAAAACGAUUUGAAUGCAUGUAACACUUAUAGUGGUAGAAACUGAUUUGUGAAGCAUUUGUAAAGAAUCCAUAUAACUUUUAAACAUAUGUAAUGAAAAAAUAAAACAUUGCAUCGUUUAGUGCAAUAAUCCUUAAGAUGAUUCAACAUUUUACAAAUCAAAGUUAUUGUUUGUCAUGUUUCAAAACCUGCAAGAUUUUAUACACUGUUGAACAAUACUAAGGGGAAAUGAUUCAUAGUUAAUUUUUUUGUGGAAACAUCCAGUAAACCAUCAUUUUACCAGCUUUUCUUGCAUGGCCACUCAAUACAACUUUUUAUUGGGAAUCAUGUGACACUCUUUUAGCCAAUCAGAAAGUGUGAAGGACACAAUUUUAUAAUGAUACUUAAUACAUUGAAGCACAUCAAUUACUGAAAUCAGUAUAAGUAGUAUCUCACUGCUCAUAACACGUUUAUCAUAAUAUCAUUAUAUUAGUACUAUGUUAAUGUAAUCUAAAGCAUAUGAACAAGAUUGUGAUUUAAAACGGUGAUAAAGUAGUGAUGUGAUGACAUAAAUACAUUGUAUGAGUGUGGUUUCAUUGACAUUCAAUUGUUGGUAGAUAUAAUGUUUUGAUGGUCUAAUGAUUCUGCUAUUGAUAACGAUAUAUAAGAAACAGGCAAAUAUGUUACUUGGCGUAGCUUUGUUUGAUUUUGAGGAUGUACAAUGUAUUAUAAUUUUUAAAUUCAAAGUCUCAAGUGACCUAUUCUUGUCGCUUUUUGUUCGACGUCAUCUGUCCUGCAACGUCUAUCCUCCGUUGUUCGUCCGUAAACAAUAUUUAUUUUUGACUCGGAAACCAUUGAACCAAUUUUAAUGAAAUAUAGCAGAAACCUUACAUGGCCGUAGGUCACCCAAAAUUGUGACAUAUUUGGUCCCCCCCCCCACAGGGAACUGAGGAGUAGGGCAAAAAAGGGCAGAUAAACUGAAUAUUCAAAACAAAUUCUUCUCAGAACCCAAAUAAGGUAGAAUCAAAUAGUCUUCAUACAUGGAAGGGUCUUUAGGUGCUGUACCCAAUUGUGAAUUUCACGACCCAUGGGUCCCACGUUUGCCUCUGCAGAAGGGGAUUUACUAUAGUUUAUAAAGGGAAAUCACAUUUAAAAAUUGACUAUCAUUUGUUUGGUUUCUUUUGGAAUUACACUGUAAUUCUAACUUGGUUAAUAUUAUCAGAAUUGGAUGAUAUUUUGAUGGUAAGCACAUAUUGGCCCUGACUGACCGCCAGGGGUUGAUGGGCGGAACCAAAAUGUUCAAAUUAACUGAAAUAUUUUAAAACUCAGGUGACCAAUAUGGCCUAUGAGCCUCUUGUUGUACAUUCCGUUUAUAAGAUAAAUAUACAAUGAGUGUAAUAUACAUUUGUAUUGUUUAGGGAGUCGGAGGGUUUAAAUGAUAGACAAAAAAUAUGAAUACCCAUAAGGACAAUUCACUAACAUAUAUUCUUGCAUCCAUAAUAUUCCUCAACAUUUACCAUGUUGCAAUACAAUUGAUGAUGGCACUGGCAUUCCGCCAUAGGAUUGAUAAGGAAUACAGUAGCAAGUUUCUGUCCUAUCCAGUAUGACUUCAAAUUUUGAAUCCCAGUGUCACAUAACCAUGGACAUCAUUGUUUUUCAUUGGUUUAUUAAAUCUGAAACUAUGUGACUCAUUUUCGGGCCCCACCAUUAUAGGCACCAUAGCUCUAGUCUAAGCAACUAGCCCAACACAGGCAUGUUAGUACAAUUCAGAAGUUUAAAAUGACGAAAUAAAGGAUACAUAUAUACAGGUAUGCUUAAGAUGGCGGAAUUUCAGAUUUUAAGAAUGUCUUAUUCGGAAAAAAAAAUAACAAAAAAACAACUUUUAUGUGAUAAAAUUGUGUUUAAAUCAAUUUCCGUUUGAUCAGACGAGCUAUUAUAGGUACAUGAUUACUUCAUACUUACAAAAUAAAUAUGUCACGUGACAGCGAUGGUCCCAUUAUAGUUAUGUGCUAAUUAUUUUACAGAAAUUACGUCACUCGAUCAUACCCAAUGAAGACUGGCACCCGGCUAAUGAUAAAGCCAACUACCUAGCUCUUCCCUGGGAAAGUAGAGGAACUUUAACACAGAGACUUCUCGUUAACCUUGGCCUUAGGAAACACAUCUUAUAAGGAGUUUUGAUAAGAACUUUUAUGAGGAAAAAAAAUAUAUUUACAUUCAAUUUAUAAUUUUGUUCAUAGUCACAUUAUUUAGAUUUUGUAAGAAAUAUAUUAAUGAUGAUAUAUAAGCAACAAAGUUUGCUUUUUCUGUUAAGUAGAAGUCUUCAAGUUCUGAGACUGAGCUCGACCGCAAGUUGUUUACAUUGUAGAUUAUCUCGAUGUGGGGUAUGGUUACUAUUGAAAACUUACGGAUUCAUGGAAGUUUCUUUAUUCUAACACCUCCCGGUAGUUAAGACUAGAAUAGAAAACACCUCACUCUGACCUGCUUUUUCAAUUUUCAAAAUUUUUGGCAAUUUAUUUUUUUUAGACCUGAAAAUUAUUUAACAGAAAUUUGAAAAUUCUAGUCAACAUUUGACAGUUUUCUGUAUGUGUGUUAAUGUCAAUAUUAUAGUUUAUAACAGGUGCUAUCCUGAUUGGCUUAUCUUUAUACCAGUGAUUUAACAGGUACGUGACAUCUCAUAUUUUAGCAUUAUGUAUGUUGUGUAGAUUGUUUAUAAUGUUAAAUAUAACGUCUGCAUAUUUUUAUUGUAUUCAAUAAAACACUGUCAAAUUAGAACUGAUA